Molecule: messenger RNA, 1522 nt
Organism: Tachysurus vachellii
Lineage: Eukaryota; Metazoa; Chordata; Actinopteri; Siluriformes; Bagridae
Product: leucine-rich repeat protein SHOC-2
Exons: 4
Coding region: 190-966 (258 amino acids)
Molecular function (GO): protein binding
Source: RefSeq, a predicted model, not a curated record
UCUAAUAUCUCCUGGCACGAUCAUGGCAUAAAAAAUCCCUGCCUGCUCUCUUCACACAGACAUAACUGCAUUAUAUGACUGGAAAUUCCCCAGACUGUAUCCAUGGUGACGCCUCGCGCGUACCGUCGAUAUUUACAUCCUGUUGUAGGUCCACUAUCACCUACUAGUUAUUCAUUUUAAUAAAGCCAAAUGAAUAUAGAUGAUAUACUCGAUGCAUGUCAAACCAAGAAGUGGGAGUCGUUAAAUAUCAGUCACCGUGGUUUAGUUUUACUGCCAGCUCGCAUGUCAAAGCUGGUGACUUUAAAGAAGUUGUUCCUGAACAACAACCGUCUUAUUUUACCCCCUGAAGAGAUUAUUCACCUUGAUCAGCUUGAAGAACUCAUCCUGGAUCAAAACCAGCUGACUGUACUUCCUAAUAACAUCAGCUCACUGAAACACCUGACAUACCUGGGAGUAAACCACAACCCACUCUCUGUCCUCCCUGAGGCUUUGGGAGAACUCGGAGAACUCAAAGAGCUUUGGGCAAUAAACUGCGGACUCAUUUCCAUCCCAGCAUCUAUUGGCAAACUCAGCAAAUUGCAAAAACUUGGUCUGAGUAACAAUUCCAUCACAACUUUGCCACCUCAAUUUGGGAACCUCAUAAAUCUGAAGUGGUUGAACUUGGCUGAUAAUAAAAUAGAAGAUGUACCAGAAAAUUUGAGAAACCUACAGUCGCUAGUCUUCAUCAACUUGAAUAAAAACAACUUCAAAAUGAUUCCAGUGGCACUCACAGAAAUGCAAAGUCUUCAGGUUCUUCUUAUUAACUUCAACAGUAUUACCUCAUUGGAGGAUGAUUUAGUCCUUGGUUUCAGCAGACUUAUAAAACUUGACCUCAGACAGAAUCCAUUAAUGCACAGACCACAUCACUGGAAGGGUCUGGAUUUUAUAUUGCUAGGCAGCACAGAAACUGCAAUGGAUGAUAUAUGAUCAAUACACAAUAAAUUUGAAUUGUCCAGUGUUUGGUUUUCACAUGACUGUUUAUAACAGAAGGAACUACAGUAAAAGAUUAUAUAAUUAACACACAAUGGAAUACAAACAAAUCAUUUUAUUGUGGUCAAAUAAAUCUAUCUUCAAUUGGUCAGGCAGGAUUCUUCAUUCUUGACUGAUGAAGGGAUUCAUCUUAAAAAUAUACUUAUUGAGAACAGGUUAAAAUAUAACACCUAACAAAAAUAUGUUACAUUCCAGAUAUUAUAUAAUGCUGUAAAUAUAAAUGUAAUUUAAUUAAUUUAAAAAUAUAAUUGAGGUUUCUAAAGUGAAGCAUUACAUUAUUAGAUAUAUAUACUGUAAGAGUGUCAGUAUACAGUAGAUGGUGCUGUACUGUGAGACUCCAUUAGAACGUUAAAAGUGAUGAGCAGAUUGAAGUUGCCUUCAUUUUAUAGCUGAACACAAUAUGCAUAUAUUACAUUACCACAUCAAUGAUUACCUUUAUUCCAUUUUCAAAAAUAUCAUAUUUGUGUAUUGUACUCCUUCAUAUGUUUAAUGA